Messenger RNA from Melospiza melodia melodia, 4887 nucleotides. RefSeq names its product caspase recruitment domain family member 10 (gene CARD10). Gene Ontology annotation, cellular component: cytoplasm. Gene Ontology annotation, biological process: regulation of apoptotic process. The transcript is spliced from 21 exons. The coding region runs from base 1092 to 4238 and encodes 1048 amino acids. Gene Ontology annotation, molecular function: CARD domain binding. NCBI's taxonomy places the organism in Eukaryota, Metazoa, Chordata, Aves, Passeriformes, Passerellidae. The record is from RefSeq and is a predicted model, not a curated record.
CACCCCUCCCCUCUCGUUCUGUCCCUCCCUCUCCCUUUCCAUCUCUGCCCAGCCUCCUGCCGAGAAGCUGGUCGCGGCUUGUGCAGCCGGCUUGAAUUUCUUGGAGAAAGGGUUUGACUUAAAGGGACAAAACUGCUGCGCAGUUUGAAACAGCUCAACUUCUGUGACCUGCUGUUGUGUCCCCUCCAGCAUACUUGCGUCUAUGGGACAAGAGUCUCAAAUGAGAGUUCAGUUUCUGCAAGAAACACUGGUUUUAUUUAACAUAAAACAAUCCAUAUCUGUAUAUGUAUUUAGGUUCCUAAACUCUUUGGUGCAAAAAAUGAGACACUUGGGAGUCUUUUCUGGUGUCAGCAAUUCUCUGUUCCUGCUAUCUUCCAUCCAUCAGACCCCAAGCCUCCUGUGUUUGUAUCUGGAGGAUUCACUUCUGCACAGCUCUCUUAGCCAUCCUCCUUGUUGUGCUGGCUGCCAGUCUGAAAAAGCAUGCUAUAAUUUGCACCACAAGUUAAAAAAAGGCAAAAAAAACCAACCGAAACCAACAAACAGAACUCCACCCUCAAAUUUCCAAAGAAAAGGAAAAAGACUGGGACAUUUCCUUUCCCCGUGGAAUGUGAACCUCUGCCCUGCCCCUGGGGAUGUUUGUGUGCCUUGGCUUCCAAAGCUAGACUCAAUGCCAGCAGCACAGCAGCAGGUAACUGUGCACACGUUGGAGGAGAAAUCCUUCUAAGUGUCAGGAGAUCUUUGCUGUGCUUUUCCUUGACAGCUUAAAGGAUUUGUGCUGGCCUGUGAAGCAGACUUCAUUCCUCGAGUGAAAACAGAUAACACUGUUUGAGUUGAUCCAUGGCUGGAGAAAGCACGUUGCUCAUACCUGCUCCAUCACAGCUUGUAGGACUUAAUGGAGCGGGUUCACCAUGGUUCUGAGAGGUUUUGGCCCAUUCACUUGAGGGGUUCUCGUUUGCUUUAUUUGGCUGGCAGAGUGCUUGCCUUGUUGCUACAUAUUUUCAGGGCUCCGUACAGCUGUGUGGAAGAUACCAAAGAUAUGCUCAUGUGAUUCCCUGCUGAUUCCAGUACCUGUAGCCAAGCUUCUCUGUGGGAUGGUGCCCUUGAGAACUUGUUUGGUCACCAAUGCUUGCUGCACAGUGCCAGGGAUUCAUUUGCUGGCCGUGGAGAAUGCACCUCUCCCAGCCAGCAGCCUCUCAGAGCAGGAGGAGGAGGAAGACACCAUCUGGGAGAAGAUUGAGAGUGCCCGGCACCAGCUGACGCGCUCCCUGAACCCGGCCAAGCUGACGCCAUACCUGCGCCAGUGCCGCGUCAUAGACGAGCAGGAUGAGGAGGAGGUGCUCAACUCCUGCCGAUUCCCUUGCAAGAGCAACCAGACAGGUUACCUGAUGGACAUCCUUCGGCGCCGUGGAAAGCGAGGCUACGAAGCGUUCCUGGAAUCCUUGGAGUUUUACUACCCAGAGCACUACACACGGCUCACGGGGAGGGAACCAGCCCAGCGCUGCUCCAUGAUCCUGGAUGAGGAAGGCCCUGAGGGACUAACUCAGUUCCUGAUGAUGGAAGUGAAGAAGGUGAGGGCUCAGCGGAAAGAGCACCUGCUGAAGGAACACCAGCUCCAGGUGAAAAACCAGGCAUUGGAGCAAGAGCAGGUCCGGCUGGAGCAGCAGCUGAAGGAGCUCCUGAAGGUGCAGGAGCGCUGCCAGCGGCUGAGAGAGGAGUGGGACUCCAACAGUGUGGAGCUGCUGAGGCUGAAGGACGAGAACUACAUGAUGGCCAUGCGCUACGCGCAGCUCUGCGAGGAGAAGAACGUGGCUGUGCUGCGGAGCAGGGACCUGCAGCUGCUGGUGGACCAGCUGAAAUGCAAAGUGUCCAGCCUGGAGGAGGAGUGCAGCCUGCUGCGGAGACAGGCGUCGGCAGCGCCGCAGCGAGAGGCGGAGGAGCGGGGCCAGCCUGACACGGUGUCUGAGCUGUGGGCUGAGAACCAGCGGCUCACAGCAUCGCUGCAGGAGCUGCAGGGCAUGCUGCAGAAACCCGGUGAGGGCCCAGUGCCAGGCUCUGAGCAGAUCCUCCUGGACAUCCUGGAGCAUGACUGGAAGGAAGCCCAAGACGACCGGCAGGAUCUCUGUCAGAAACUCAACUCCCUGCAGAAUGAGCUGCAGUGGGCCGAAGAGCUGAGGGAUAAGUACCUCCAGGAGGUGGAAGAUCUGCAGCUGAAAUACCGAACGCUGCAGAAGGACUGUGAUCUCUACAAGCAUCGCAUGAACACAGUGCUGCUGCAGCUGGAGGAGAUCGAAAAAGAGCGGGACCAGGCCAUCCAGAGCCGUGAUGGGGUGCAGCUGCAAUACUCCCAGAGCCUGAUUGAGAAGGACCAGUACCGCAAACGAGUGCGGGCCCUGGAGGAGGAGCGGGAUGAGCUCCUAAGCAAACUGAGCCAGGCAGAGGGGUUGAACAGCACGCUGGAGGCACAGCUGCAGCGCUGCCAAGGCAGCCGCGGCCUCAGCAAGAUGUGCAGCUCUUCCUACUCCCUCUGCUCCAACCUCAGCAGCACCUGGAGCCUCAUAGACAGCCCUGCAAAUGGACUCAUGGAUACCCUGGGGACUUCUGUCACCCCAUUCCCAGGAGAUUCAGCCAUUCAGAGCAUGGAUGAGACUCCCGACAGCGAGAAGGACAUCAACCGCCUUUCCACCUUCCCCUUCCCUCCCUGCAUUGGCUCCAUCCUCCGUCGGCAGCGGGAGGAGAGGUGCAUGCCCCACAAAAGCUUGUCCUGUGGCUCCUUUAGCAGCAUGGAAGAUGGAACAGGCAGCAGUUUUCCUGGCACCUUUCUGGGGGCCUUCUCCUCUUCUUCCAGCAGCACCUACACCAGGGUGAAGUCGGAGAUCUGCUUGUCCACGCUUUCCAGCCGCAAGGAGGUCACCAGGAGGUCACUGGUGGUGCAGCUCACUAGUGUGGGUCAUCCCAGCCACCCCUCACCCCAGGAGAAGAGGCUUGGAGCAGACAUCUCCAUCCUUGGAGGGAACAGGACAGGAAUUUAUGUCCAGUGGGUCAAGCCGGGCUCACAGGCUGAAAAAGCAGGACUCAGGGAAGGGUGCCGGCUCCUUGAGCUGAGGAUGCCAUCGCUGAAGGAAGAGGUGCUUUCCCUGGAGAACUGCACACGGGAGGUUGCCUACCUGAGCCUGCUGCACUGGGAUGAGCCGUCUAGUCUCAUCUUUCAGCUUGACCUAGAAGGAUACCAGCCUCUGCGGGCAGCCCUGGAGGAGGGGAAGAAGUUUUCGGGGGACUCGUUCUACGUGCGCAGCAGCGUGUCGCUCCUGGAGCCGUCGGACCCGUACGCGCUGUGCGUGAGGUGUCGGGAGAUCCUGCACGUCACGGACACCAUGCACAGGGGCCGCCUGGAGUGGUACUGCUCCCGCGUCGACCCCCUGACGCUGCGGGACCUGGACAAGGGCACGGUGCCCAACUACAGCAGGGCUCAUCAGCUUUUGAAGAUCCAGGAGAAGCGCCAGAUGCCUGGGCAGCAGAGAGGCCACAGAAAUACUCUAAAGAAACGUGCCUUGGGCCAGCUGCGCUUGGUGAAAUCCAAACCACAGAAGAGCCCAGAACAGCCUCCCCAGCAGCUGUGGCUGGACCCCUGCUCAGACCCAGACACGACCCUGAAGCCUUACAGCCUGGUGCGCCCUGUGGUGGUCAAGACACCCCGUCCCGUGGUGCUGUUGCCAAGCUGCAUUGCACCUCGGCUCAUCAGGAACCUGCUGGACCUGCCCACCUCUCGCCUGGACUUCCACGUGUGCCCAGCAGAGAAGCUGGCAGGAGGGGAUCCCAGCACAACCCACGCUCAGGAGCACCCUGUGCCUAGAACUGCCCCCCAGGACCAGAGGGAGAGCGGACGAAUCCACAUGAUCCGGGAGGCAAUGGAGAAGAAUAAACACUGCCUGCUAGAGCUGGGAGUUGAGGGUGUGAGGGAUCUAAUUAAAAGUGAAAUAUACCCCAUCGUUAUCCAUGUCGAGGUCACUGAGAAGAACGUUCGAGGACUCAGGAGCUUGCUGGGGAAGGCGGGCCAGCGGGACUCGGAGGUGCUGAAGAUGAGCCGUGCUGUGGAGCGGGCUCUCCACACCCUGCCCUGCUCCUGGGCCCGGGUGGAGCCCCACGCCUGGAGCCACGCCCAGGAGCUGCCCAAGGUGGUUCGUGGCUGCAUCUUCCAGGAGCAAACCCGCCCGCUGUGGAUUGAGGAGGGCGAGGACUGAGUGGGGGGGUAGCAGAAUGGCUCCUGCCACCUACUGUCCCCAAGAGCUGCUCUCAGAGGUCCCUGCCUUCCCAAGCCCCUCCAGGCAGUGUGUUCUUCCUCCCUGAGGGGAUGCUGGUAGCUAAAGGCCCCCCAGGGUAGCCUUUCUCCCCGCUUGAGGGCCACCAAGAGCCAGGAAGUAACAGAUAACAGUGCCUCUCCUGUCUGAGCUUUCUGUAUUUCAUUGGAAAGGCGUCUUCCACCAUCAUGGUGGAAACCACCCCUGUGGGCUGCUCCCUGUCACCUUGGGCUGCCCUUGUACGUGGUCAGACUGACAGGGAAUGUAGGGGAACUCUGUGGGAUCAGGCUGCCUAGGAGCAUUUCUCACACAGAUUUUAAGCUCCUGAGCUCUUCUCCUGUCACCACCAUCUCCCCUGCCCGGUGGCACCGUGUGCUCUGGGUCCUCUCUUCCCAUCUACCUCGCCUCUGGCCCCAAGGCACAGGGAGCAUGGCUCAUACACCUGUGACCCACGGCGGCUGGAGUGACAUUCAGGUUGCAACAAACCCUCGUUUUAUAGGAGCUGUACUCUUUAUUGCUUGUAAAUUAUUAAUGGAGCCUUUCAUUGGCAAACCGCCUGUAAAGGAGAAUUAAAUACCAUUCAUAAUGGGAA